GAAAUUGAACGGUUCCACGAAAUUUGUACACAUAGAGUUAAAGACAAAGACUUGAUCUUCAUGCCUCUUGUUUUAUAUGCCUGUCUUUGAUAUAUAUUAACCAAGUCAGGCUUCUGAAGUUCUGACGCCACACCUUUGCAAGUACUUGCAAGCAACGCAUAUCCAUCCAUUGUUUAUCAUAAUAUUAUUUCUAUUCAUACUUAACUUGUUUGUUGGACAAAAGUUUUGUAAUACUGCAUUUAACGUGCAUCAGACUGCGAACAAAAUUGUAUUUUUUCUUUCAUCGAAAAAAAUGUUCUGAUUUGUUAACAAAAGACGUGAAUGUUCUUCUCAUACUGAUCAACAAAAAGACAGGUCAAAUGAAACAAAGGGUUUUCCGUCACCUCAUUUUUGUAUGUGUCUUGAUCCAUGUGAACAAAAUAUAAGUCAAGGCUAACACAACAUUGUGAGGAAAUCUAUGAAGUCUAUAAAAGCUUCAUAAACAUGUAAUAAGUUUCGGUAGCUAAACAUGGAUCUUCAAGAAAAUCAAAAACAAAAACCACGUCCAGAAUCUGAAGAGAUAAAUGAUUGUCCAAUUGAGCAAGUUCGACUCACUGUCCCUAUAACAGAUGAUCCAACACUUCCAUGCUUAACUUUCAGAACAUGGUUUUUAGGGAUCAUUUCUUGUGGUGUUCUUGCUUUCUUGAACCAGUUCUUUGGUUAUCGCCAGAAUCAACUAACAGUGUCCUCGGUUGUAGCACAAAUUGUGGUUCUUCCUGUUGGAAGAAUAAUGGCAGCAAGUCUACCCACAAAAGGAGUAACAAUUCCAGGGACGAAAUGGUCAUUUUCAUUGAAUCCAGGACCUUUUAACGUAAAGGAGCAUGUCCUUAUUACUAUAUUAGCAAAUGCGGGUUCGAGUUCGGUUUAUGCUGUGGGGAUUAUCACUAUUGUUAAAGCCUUUUACCACACUGAAAUCCACCCUCUUGCAGCCAUGUUGCUUACCCAAAGUACUCAGCUUCUUGGAUUUGGAUGGGCUGGUCUUUUCCGGAAAUUUUUAGUUGACUCUCCAUAUAUGUGGUGGCCUUCAACUCUAGUUCAAGUCUCCCUCUUCAGGGCUUUGCAUGAGGAAGAGAAGAGGGCAAAGGGGGGACUUUCAAGGCUGCAAUUCUUCAUGAUUGUGAUUAUAAGUAGCUUUUCAUACUACGUGGUUCCGAAUUAUCUCUUUCAAUCCAUCACAGCCCUCUCUUUCGUAUGUUGGAUAUGGAAAGAUUCCUUCAAAGCUCAACAAAUUGGUUCUGGUCUUAAAGGUUUUGGAAUCGGAGCUUUUGGCCUUGAUUGGGCCACAGUUGCUUCUUUCCUAGGAAGUCCAUUAGCCACCCCUGGAUUUGCUAUGGUGAAUAUGCUAAUUGGCUAUGUAAUCACUUUUUACAUAAUAAUUCCCGUAGCUUAUUGGAACAACUGGUAUGAAGCUAGACGAUUUCCUAUGUAUGCUUUCAAGACAUACAAUGCUGAUGGAACAAAGUACAAUGUCUCUAAAGUUUUGAACGAAACGUCUUUCUCCUUUAAUCAAGCGGGAUAUGAUGAAUAUGGAAAAGUCAACCUUAGUAUCUUGUUUGUACUUGCUUAUGGUCUAAGCUUUGCUACACUAGCUGCCACAGUAUCUCAUGUCCUUCUCUUCCAUGGGAGGACAAUUUUGGAACAAACGAAGGCGUCAAUGAGGAAGAGUAUAGGGGACGUGCAUACAAGGAUUUGGGAGGCAAUUGCAACUUCCUUAUUGGGGAAUUAUCUUAGCAAUUGGUUUGGCUGCCAUAUUCACCUUGCCCGUUGGUGUUAUUGUAGCUACCACAAACCAGGGAGUAGGUCUAAAUGUGAUCACAGAGCUAAUCAUAGGGUAUAUGUACCCGGGGAGGCCACUAGCCAAUGUGGUGUUCAAAACCUAUGGUGACAACAGCAUGUGGCAAGCCAUAACGUUUCUCCAAGAUUUUAAGCUCGGCCAUUAUAUGAAAAUCCCACCCAAGUCCAUGUUCAUUGUUCAGUUGGUAGGUACAAUCAUCGCAUCGUCAGUCUACUUUGCAACAUCAUGGUGGCUCCUAACAACAGUGGAAUACAUCUGUGACCCCAUUAAUCUACCAAAGGGAAGCCCAUGGACAUGCCCAGGAGACGAUGUUUUCUACAACGCCUCAAUUAUAUGGGGAUUGGUGGGCCCACAACGUAUGUUUGGGAACCUAGGGUUAUACUCAAAGAUGAAUUACUUCUUUCUGUUUGGAAUUCUUGCACCUGUGCCCUUUUGGUUCCUUUCUUGCAAGUUUCCAGAGUGGAAAUGGCCGAGGCUUGUGAACAUACCUAUCCUUAUAAACUGUCCAGGGCCACCAGCAAAAGCAGUAAACUAUAAUAUGUGGUUUGCUGUGGGGAUGUUCUUUAACUUUGUUGUUUAUAAGAGGUUCAAGAGUUGGUGGGCAAGGCAUAAUUAUAUAUUAUCAGCUGGGCUUGAUGCUGGUGUUGCAUUCAUGGCGAUUCUUUGCUAUUUGGUGUUACAAAAUAGGAAUAUUAAUGGACCAGAGUGGUGGGGUUUGGAGGUAGAUGACCAUUGUCCAUUGGCUAAUUGUCCUUCUGUCCCUGGUAUCCACGUUCCAGGUUGCCCUGUAAUCCAAUGAAACUAAGAAAGAGGAUGUUAGCCAUUGUUGUUACACUGUAAUUUUAUGAAAUUUUAGGAAUUAUACUAUACGAUUUGAGGUAGAAUUGCAACGAAUAGGGGUUGGGUUUGUGUAUGUAGAAAAUGACUCAUAUACAAAUGUAUCAUGUAUUUGAACAUGAUUUGAUUCGACACC
Messenger RNA from Lactuca virosa, 2807 nucleotides. NCBI's taxonomy places the organism in Eukaryota, Viridiplantae, Streptophyta, Magnoliopsida, Asterales, Asteraceae. The record is from the annotation of a GenBank genome assembly.